AUGGAAGAGCGGCUACCGAGCCGCUGGCUGCUGCUGCCGCCGCUCCUGGCGCUGCUCUUCCUCUUCGUCCUCUACCAGUACGCCUCUCCCGGCGGAGGCUGUCUUAGCGGGCCCGCCGCCGCUGCGCCCGAUCCUCCGGCCGUUUCCCCUUGCGGCGCCGGGGGCCACCCGGCCCGGCGGAGGCAGCGCUUCCCCGGGGACCCCGCGGGGCUCUCGUCCCGCCCGCCGGGCUCCCCCGGGCGCAGGUCCGCCUUUGGCCUGUCGGAGCUGUGCCGCCGCGCGCGUUUCGACAUGCGCGGCCGCGACGUGAUGGUGUUCCUGCACAUCCAGAAGACCGGCGGCACCACCUUCGGGAGGCACCUGGUGCGCAACAUCCGCCUCGAGCAGCCCUGCUACUGCCGCGCGGGGCAGAAGAAGUGCACUUGCCACCGGCCGGGGGCCGCCGCUGCUGCCACGCCGCCGGAAGGCGACAAGGGGGACAAGGGCGACACGUGGCUCUUCUCGCGCUUCUCCACCGGCUGGAGUUGCGGGCUGCACGCCGACUGGACCGAGCUCACCAGCUGCGUGCCCGCCGCCAUGGACCGCAGGGGGGGCUGCCCCGCCAACCGCACCCGCAGGAUGAAAGGAUACAAUGCAGAAUAA
Messenger RNA from Zootoca vivipara (common lizard), 642 nucleotides. Lineage: Eukaryota; Metazoa; Chordata; Lepidosauria; Squamata; Lacertidae. The record is from RefSeq and is a predicted model, not a curated record.